AUGAGCUUUGACACAACGCUAUCUGGCUUUGGGGCGAGUCUCGCUGAUAUAUACCAACGAAAGAUGGAUGUUGUUAAUCGUGGAUAUGCAGGCAAGUAUAUGGGAGAAGUGGUGGAUCACGACAAUAGCAUAGCAACGUGGCCAACAUUUGAUUGUAUAGGCUACAAUACUGAAUGGGGUGUGCCUAUUUUGCGACAACUACUACCAACGGUGGAGAGACAACGUCAAACGGCCGCACAGCUGCGAUUGAUCAUUAUUGCUUUUGGUGCAAAUGAUGCAGCUUUGCCAAAUGCACAGCAGCACUUACCAAUCGAUCGCUUCAAACAAAAUCUCGAUACGAUGAUAUCCAUGAUCAAAUCCCCUGAUUCUCCGCAUUAUAAUCCACAGCUGGGAAUUAUGCUUGUGACACCACCACCUGUCAAUGAAUCUCAGUGGAAGCAACGUUGUGAUGAAAAAGGAGAUCCAAUGAAUCGUACAGCUGAGAAUGCAAAGCUGUUUGCGCAUGCAGUACGCACAUUGGGUGAAGAGCGAGGUGUAGUGGUGGCAGAUUUUUGGUCAAGGUUAAUGAAACGUGCCGGUGGUGAUGGUGGCGACAACAAGUUAUCCGAGUUUUCGACCGAUGGUCUGCAUCUUAAUGCCAAUGGCAACCACGUCAUGUAUGAAUUGCUGAUAGAGACGAUUGAAACCUUCUUUCCAGAGAUUCAUCCAAACAACCUUGAGAUGGAUAUCCCUAAUUUUCGUGACCUACCCAGUCAAGGCUUUGAAAGCAAAUUACAAUUUCCUCUGCUCAAGAAAUAA
Messenger RNA from Lichtheimia ornata, 798 nucleotides. RefSeq lists its product as uncharacterized. The record is from RefSeq and is a predicted model, not a curated record. Lineage: Eukaryota; Fungi; Mucoromycota; Mucoromycetes; Mucorales; Lichtheimiaceae. The transcript is spliced from 3 exons. Bases 1 to 798 code for a protein of 265 amino acids.